CAAAACUGGGCACUUUAAAAGGGCAUUAUUUUUAGAAAAAUAUAACUCACUAAGUGUUUCCUAAAUUCUCAACGAAUAGAGUGUCCGGCGUGGAGCCCGGCGUACGUACCUUGUCCCCGUGUGUGUAACGCAACGUCUUAGGUGACCAGCAGACAACGCCAGUCGGAAGCGACGCCAUCUGCCGACCGCGGCGCCCAGCUUGCACAAUCAGCCAUUCAGAGCUCGUCAGGAAGAUAAGGACACAGUCAAUUCCCGCAGGAUGGCCGAGGCAAUGGUGGUGGAGGACCGGUCCGCGGACCCUAAGCGCUUCUUCUGCCACAUGUGCAACGUGGAAAUCAACAUUCCCAAUGCGGAUUUCACCUGCCCUCUGUGCGCCAACGGCUUCGUGGAGGAGCUGCCGGCUAAUGCCCCGGAGAUGGCUACCGGGGCUGCUGUUGCCUCAAGUAGUGGUCGAUCGGGCAGCAGUGGCAGUGGCAGUGGAUCCUCCAGCUCCCACGACAAUCUUAGCCGGGGCAGCUCCUCAAGCGGAUCUCAAGUCACCGUGGAGUCGCUGCGAAACGACAUUGUAUCUCUGCUGAAUAUGCGGAAUGUACCGAAUCUGGAGAUCACCAUCGAGCCAAAUCGGCGUCACACCAAUGUGGUGCACCUGGGCGGCUUUGGCGGACCAUCGGGCAGUGGCGCCGGUCUGACCGCCGGUGGACGCGUGCGGCCGGCCAACCUAGAUCGCCUAGACAAUGUGCUAUUUGACUUUCUGCAGAGCUUGCCCCUGGCCGGCGCAACUGCCGAAAUAGUGACCGGCCCGGGCGGAGGCGUUGGCGGCGGUGGCAACUCGCACAUGUUCUUCAUGGGCAACCCAGGGGACUAUGCAUGGGGCCGGGAGGGCCUGGACACGAUUGUCACGCAAAUGCUUAACCAAAUGGAGACCUCGGGACCGCCGCCACUGUCGGCGCAGCGCAUCAACGAGAUACCCAAUGUGCAGAUCAGUGCCGAGGAUGUGGAGCGCAAGAUCCAGUGUUCCAUCUGCUGGGACGACUUCAAAAUUGACGAAACAGUUCGCAAGCUGCCCUGCUCGCACCUGUAUCACGAAAAUUGCAUUGUGCCAUGGCUGAAUCUUAACAGCACCUGUCCGAUCUGCCGCAAGUCCCUGGCUGAAGAUGGCAGUGAUGGUGACGAGGAGUUUUUUCUGCUCGACGGCUUUAAUAGCGGAGAGACUGGAGCGGAGGGCACCAGUUCCACAAGGAGCUCGGCCACCAACGCCAUAGGAACGGCGACUUCGGCUGCUGUCAACAAUAGCAGCACCCCUAGUAGCCAGACUCUUGCGGACAGAGCCCAAGCACGACCUGAGGCCGCCUCCAAUCCCGCCCAGCCACGCAACAACGUAUUCACCUUUGACGACGACAACAUGUUUCUUGAUUAAGGCCUGGACAGUAGAGCGAUGGAUCAAUGGAUUGAUAUUCAAAAUUAUGCCAAUUAUUGGCAGCGGCUUUAGCAGUUUAGCCCUAAUAUAACAAUUAAUCAUAUAUAUUUAUAAUAGUUCUCCUCACGCUUACUUUUGUUGUUGUUCAAAAUAACGAUUUGUAAUAAACAACACGGAAUACAAGUUGAAUUCCGUCGGCCCUGCAAGAAUCAA
Drosophila serrata is the source of this 1630-nucleotide messenger RNA. RefSeq names its product E3 ubiquitin-protein ligase Iruka (gene Iru). Lineage: Eukaryota; Metazoa; Arthropoda; Insecta; Diptera; Drosophilidae. Gene Ontology annotation, biological process: ubiquitin-dependent protein catabolic process. Gene Ontology annotation, cellular component: nucleus. The record is from RefSeq and is a predicted model, not a curated record. Gene Ontology annotation, molecular function: ubiquitin protein ligase activity.